This is a messenger RNA of Ctenopharyngodon idella (grass carp), 4685 nucleotides long. RefSeq lists its product as uncharacterized. NCBI's taxonomy places the organism in Eukaryota, Metazoa, Chordata, Actinopteri, Cypriniformes, Xenocyprididae. The record is from RefSeq and is a predicted model, not a curated record. The transcript has 20 exons. Gene Ontology annotation, biological process: positive regulation of T cell proliferation; T cell costimulation; cellular response to lipopolysaccharide. Gene Ontology annotation, cellular component: external side of plasma membrane. The coding region runs from base 933 to 4013 and encodes 1026 amino acids.
UAUAUAUAUAUUUUUUUUUUUUUUUAAACCGUAUGGGAUUUAGUGAUAUUUGUAAAUUGUCUUUCUAAAUGUUUUGUUAGCAUGUUGCUAAUGUACUGUUAAAUGUGGUUAAAGUUACCAUUGUUUCUUACUGUAUUCACGGAGACCAGAGCCGUUAUUUUCAUUUUUAAACGCUUGCAGUCUGUAUAAUUCAUAAACACAACUUCAUUCUUUAUAAAUCUCUCCAAGUGUGUAGCUUUAGCCACGUAGCAUACUAUGAAACUCAUUCAGAAUCAAAUUUUAACAAACAUCCACAAAAUACAUGCCAUACUUAUGUGAUCUGAUGUGCUGCAUCACGGACAGUUUGUAAAGAUCCAUUUUAACAGUUAUAUUGUGAACUUCUGUAGUAUUUAUGCAAUGUUUAAUGGAAUUGCAAGUUUGGGGGCGGGGAGCACGAGCAUUUAAAGGUGUACACACACAGAUCAGAGGACCCAAAAUAGGCAGUUAAAACAUGGUAUAAUAAAAAAUCUAUGGGGUAUUUUGAGCUGAAACUUCAGACACAUUCUGGGGACACCUUAGACUUAUAUUACAUCUUGUGUAAUUGACAUUCUAGGGCACCUUUAAACAUCCAGCCAGCAGAAUAAAGUAACAUUAUGUCGUUAAACUAACGCAUUUUUAAUUUAGGGUAAAAAUUAAUUAAUUUUCUUCUAAAAAAAAAAAAACCCCCUGCAGUUUCAGAUUAUACUCCUUUUACAGAUGCUUUUUUUAUUUUUUUCACUUUCUUCAUGAUGUUUUCCCAUUUAAUCAGAACCGGUUUAUCUGGAUGAGUACAGUUUCCAAUUUCUUUGUCAAACACAAGGAAGAAGGCAAUACAGGUUUGAACAUACUGCCUUCAUGCGCCAGAUCACUUUCACUUUGACGAUCCAGAGAGAUGAUAAUAACUUCAGCUGAACAUGGACCGGCUUAUGUUCGUUUUUGUCACUGUAAUUCCAGUUAUAUCAGACGGGUUGACUGUGCGCAGUCCCUCUGGUCCUGUGGUUGCUCCUCUGGGAUCUUCAGUGAUUCUGCCCUGUUAUGUUGAUGGACCUUUAUUAAUGGAGGAUCUGGAGGUGGAAUGGAGAAGAAGAGACUCAGAGACUUUAGUUCAUCUGUUUCAAGAUGGUGAGAGUCGACCAGAGGCCCAGCAGCAGGAUUAUCAAGAUAGAGCUCAUUUCUUUACUGAGCACAUUAAAGAUGGAAACUUCUCCCUCCGUCUGGACAAUCUGAGAGCUGAAGAUGAAGGAGAAUACACAUGUACAGUUCACCAUCAGCAGGAGUCUGGAGAGACUGUGGUUGAAAUAAAAGUUGAUAAUGUUGAGCGUUUGCUGGUCUCAGGAUCAGAUCGGUCCAUAUCUGCGUCUGUGGGUGAAGACGUCACUCUGAACUGCUCUGUAGACUCUCACAUCACUCCUGAAGACUUUGAACAGGUUUCAUGGAAGAAAACUGAUGAAGAUGAAGAAAUUCUGGUUCUGCUCUACCAAGACAAUGAGGCUUUACCAGAGGCAUCACAUGAGCGAUACAGAGACAGAGUUGAGUUCUUCACUGCUGAAAUCCCCAAAGGAAACUUCUCUGUCCGACUGAAGAGUGUCAGAACUGAGGAUAAAGGAGUUUAUAUGUGUCAAGUGUUUGCUGGAGGAGCUUCAGCCAAUGCAACUGUAGCGCUGGAGAGACUGGGUUUCUCUGCUCUACACAUAAUAAUGAUGAUUCUCUGUGUUUCUGCGUCUGGAUCUGCUCUUCUGCUCUGCUGUCUGAUCUACUGCAGAUCAUCUACUAAAGGCUUGAUUGUGCAAAAUACUUUAAGCGGUAAUUUUCUGGGAGGUUCAGUGGUUUUGCCCUGUCAUGUUCCUCCAAACUUACUAACUGAUGAUCUGAAGGUGGAAUGGAGAAGAACAGACUCAGGGACUUUAGUUCAUCUGUAUGAAGAUGGUGAGAGUCGAGCAGAGAAACAGCAGCAGGAUUAUCAAGACAGAGCUCAUUUCUUUACUGAUCACAUUAAACAUGGAAACUUCUCUCUCCGUCUGGACAAUCUGAGAGCUGAAGAUAAAGGAGAAUACACAUGUACAGUUUACAGCAAGAGGGAUUGUGUGUUUUCAGCCAAGACAAAUUUGGAUCUGAAGUUCGAUAUGUCUGGUAAACUCAUUCCUCUGGGAGGUUCAGUGAUUUUGCCCUGUCAGGUUGACAAAAGCUUGUUACAGGAGAGUCUGAAGGUGGAAUGGAGAAGAACAGACUCAGACACUUUAGUUCAUCUGUAUGAAGAUGGUGAGAGUCGAGCAGAGGAACAGCACAAGGAUUAUCACAAAAGAGCUCAGUUCUCAAAUAAGAAGAUUGAAGAUGGAAACUUCUCCCUCUGUCUGAAAAAACUGAGAGCUGAAGAUGAAGGGGUUUACAGAUGUAAAGUUUACAAGGACCAGGAUUGUGUGUUUUCAACUGAUGCAGAGUUGAAACUGGGAUUGACUGUGGAACCUUCCCAUCACACAACUGUUCCUCUGGGAUCUUCAGUGGUUCUGCCCUGUUAUGAUGACAGACUCUCUACAAUGAACGGUCUGAAGGUGGAAUGGAGAAAAAAGGACUUAAAGGAUCUGGUUCAUCUGUAUGAAGAUGGUGAGAGUCGAGCAGAGAAACAGCACAAGGAUUAUCAUGACAGAGCUCAUUUCUUUACUGAUCAGAUUCAACACAGAAACUUCUCUCUCCGUCUGGACAAUCUGAGAGCUGAAGAUGAGGGAGAAUACACAUGUACAGUUCACAGUGGAUUAUCUUGGAAUCGCAGGGAAUUUUCAACCAAGAUAAAGUUGGUACUAAAACUACUGGACACAGUGUUUCGUCUUCAGAUGUUUCUCGUCUUCUGUCCAAAUAUUCUGAUGUUUCUGUCUUUUGUCCUCUGGGGUGUUUCUGAAGGAUCUCUGUUUGAGUCGGUCUCUUGUUGUGCUCUUUAUUUUCUGAGGCCUCUCAUGUUGCUCUGGGCGGCUCCAUAUAUUAAUAACUUCACAGGCAAUAUUAAAACAUGGAUUGAAAAUUACAGUUUUAGAACAGAAUAUAUUGUUUUCUCAGCUGUUUUUUAUUCAGUUCUGUUUAAAUCUGCCUGGGACAAAAGUCUGAAUUACGCCGGAUUUGAAGGUGUCAUGAUUAUAGUCAUGUUUGUGAUGGUGCUUCUGUUCAACCUCUUCUAUAUUAUUUUCUUGUUGAUGAGAUUAAUCGGGAAGUUAAGUCAACGGAUCAUUACUAUAUUCAGGGUUCUGGCUGGAAUAAGCUUUGAUGUUCUGCCUUCACUACAAUUCAUCCUCCUGUUUUAUGCCUUUGGAGCUGCUACAGGAGGAUUCAUCAUUAUUGCAGUUUUACCAGUGUUUCUCACAGUGACAAGAUACAAUUGGGAUUUUACAUGUGGAGAACAAAUGGGCUGUUCACCUUCGGUCAGGAGAUCAGUGUAUUUAACUGUCAUGUUAUUGGUCAAUGCUGUACUGGUCUAUUUCUACAUCAUCACUCUGGAAAAUGAAAAGGAUCGUGUGGGAUGGGCCUGUAUGAUUGCGUUUCUUCAGUUACUCUGGGCAGUGAUGAACUUCACAUGGUCAUUUGAAUAUGAUCUUCUCCGUCUUGUUCCUGUGUAUGUGUUUGGAUCAGUUGGUGUUGUUUUACUGAACUCUGUUGCUCUGAUGACUGAACUGAUACUGAAAACAGUUAAUGGUGAAGGUGCAGUUGGAGAUCUGAGGAUCAUCGUCUUUUCCUCUGAAUUCAUCUUCACUUUAUUUCUGUUGGUUUUAAUGAUAUUUGAACCCUGGAUCAAACCAUGUCUGGAGUCAUGUCAGAAGGCAAUAAAGUCUCGUCGAACUGCAGCCGCUGGAUCACAGAAUCAGGAAUCUCAGAAUGCAGCAGGAUCUGAUGAAACUCCAGCCGCUGGAUCAAACCAGAACCAGAACACAGCAGAAUCACAUGAGAUGAAUCCUCUACUGAAUCAACAAAACCAAGAGACUCAGCCGGAUUCAGUGGUUUCACAAACAUGAUCAACAAUCAGAGAAAUACACUCCUGAGACAGUGAUUUAAGAGUUCAGUCUCGUUCUUCAUUUGUUAUUGAGGCCGUUUUUUCGAAUGCACGUUUAGUUGUUUCUUGGUUUUGUAAAUAUCUGUAAAUAUAUGCAGGAUGUUUAACUGUCAUCACACUUGUUCUUUGUAUUCAUGUAACAGUGAUUUGCUUUUAUAACUAAUUCUAGCUGUAAACCAACUUCAACAGUACAAAUUGAAACUGAGACUCUUCAAGAUCAACAGAGAGAAAAAUCAGUGUUAUAAUUUUUAUUGUAAGAAUCGAUUGAGGUUUGAGUCUCAGUUCAGGAUCAUGAUGUCAGUAAAUGUUCAGUUCUGGGUCUCUUACACCCUUCAGAAACACUGAGACUGAAUAUUCAAACCUUCAUAUGGAAGAUCAGAUCCUUCAUGUAAUAUCAAAACUCCUAUGAGUUUUUGUUACCUUCCUUCCUCUUCCUCUUGUACUUCCUCUGUAAAUCUUUCCUCAUAAAGUUUCCAGCCCAGAAUGAGCCCAAACACAGAGUCUUACAAGCUCAUGAUCAGCCAUUCUCCUCCAUAAUACUGAGUCUGGAAAGCAGAUCAAGAAAUAAAUACAUUUAUAACUCUAAAUUGUACUGUAAUUUCUAAAUGGUGAUCAAAACAUUUAAUUCUUUAUG